AUGGAAAGAUGGCAAGAAAAAGUCAUAGAUAUGUACAAUCAAAGUCUAGGUCCUAGAUUUCACUAUAAAUUGUUUAGUCAUCUUUACUAUAACGCGUAUAAUUUUAGUAAGAAGGGUGAUGAUAAUAUGAAAAAUCAACUCACUUUAAUUACUAAUAGACUUGAUAAUGUUACUUUCGAAGAAGUAGGAAAAAUAGUUUCAUAUAGAAACAUUCAGAAUAGUAUUGUAUAUAAAGAAAAGUGGAAUUUAGUGGGAAAGAAUAGGAGAAUAUAUGAAGCAGCUCUUGAACGCAUCAAUGUAGCAACAGAUGACAAUGCAUAUAUCGCUAUUCGACUAAAAGAAAUAUUAAUUUCAGGACUAAAAAAAUGGUUAUUAGGACAAUCAGAUUAUGGAGUGAGAUAA
Funneliformis caledonium is the source of this 402-nucleotide messenger RNA. The record is from the annotation of a GenBank genome assembly. Lineage: Eukaryota; Fungi; Glomeromycota; Glomeromycetes; Glomerales; Glomeraceae.